Thermothelomyces thermophilus ATCC 42464 is the source of this 723-nucleotide messenger RNA. RefSeq lists its product as uncharacterized. The transcript has 3 exons. Gene Ontology annotation, cellular component: nucleus. Lineage: Eukaryota; Fungi; Ascomycota; Sordariomycetes; Sordariales; Chaetomiaceae. The record is from RefSeq and is a predicted model, not a curated record. Gene Ontology annotation, molecular function: protein N-terminal-serine acetyltransferase activity; histone H4 acetyltransferase activity; histone H2A acetyltransferase activity. The coding region runs from base 1 to 723 and encodes 240 amino acids.
AUGAAGCAAAAGCGUCAGAGAGCCGAAACGGGUCCAUUGGAGCUUGCCAACCGCAAGACUGACGAACAAUUUAUCAGAGAUUAUCUCAAAGCGGGACCCGGCAAAGAUACGUGGACGACAGUUUGGGCCCAUCCAAAAACCGGUACUGAGUACAGCAUUGACCUGAUACGAGCGGAGGAUAUAUCGGAAGCCGAUAUCUCAGCCUGCUUUCAACUGAUUGAGCAGACAAGCCGAGCAGAUUAUGAAAAAUCAACAUUCAAGUGGCAGCCCAAGAAGAAACUCAAGGAGAUGAAGUCUCCCGGGCUACGGUACAUUUUAGUGAAGGAGAAAGUCACAAUGGCCAUCCGGGGCUUCACUUCGCUCAUGCCAACUUACGAAGAGGGCGAGCCUGUUAUUUACUGCUAUGAGCUUCAUCUUCAGCCGGAGCUGCAAAGAACAGGGCUGGGCUCGCUUCUCAUGAGUUUUCACUCUACCGUGGCCGCUAAUCUACCGCCCAUCAAAAAAGUCAUGUUGACGUGCUUUCUGUCGAAUCAGCGUGGGCUGAGUUUCUACAAAAAGCUGGGCUUUGAAAGAGACGAGAUCUCACCUGUCCCGCGGGAGCUGCGCCACGGCAAGAUAUUCAAUCCCGACUAUGUCAUCAUGAGCAAACCGGUUCGGCCAAUCGUUGACACGGGGAACUCUGGAAGCCCUCCUGAGACCGUUGUCAACGCCGAGGCUAGCUGA